ACGAGUGCGUAGCGAAGCCGCUAGUAAAUUGAAUGAGUCCUGUAUCAGAUUAACCAUACAUUCUAUUAUGUACUGCAUGCAUCGGAGAUACGAGUUAUUUUCGAAAAUUGCCAGGUUUAAUUUGGGCAUGCGCAAUGGCGGGGCUUCCAAACUGAAUGUUGAAGGUCACCUUGAGUUUCGAGACGCGAGCCGGCCGCCACGGACGGGGCUCCCAGACCGCCGCCAACACGCACGCUACGUGACUCUUUCCACGAGCCACAACAAAUCUGCCGACCGGUAAGAUGGCCACGAUCGACAAGCUGUUCACGACGGUGCAGCCGAAGAGCGAGGACACCGGCAACAAGGUGACGGUGGUGGGCGUGGGCCAGGUGGGCAUGGCGGCCGUCUUCUCCAUGCUCACGCAGGGCGUGACCAACAAUGUGGCGCUCGUAGACGUUAUGGAAGACAAGCUGAAGGGGGAGAUGAUGGACUUGCAGCACGGCUCCGCCUUCAUGAGGAACGCCAAGAUACAAGCCAGCAAGGAUUAUUCGAUAUCGGCGGGCUCGAAGAUCUGCAUCGUGACGGCAGGCGUGCGGCAGCGCGAGGGCGAGACGCGCCUCGACCUGGUGCAGCGCAACACCGACGUACUCAAGCACAUCAUCCCUCCGCUAGUGAAGUACAGCCCGGACGCGAUCUUCCUGAUCGCCAGUAACCCGGUGGACAUCCUGACGUACGUGACUUGGAAGCUGAGCGGGCUGCCCAAGCACCGCGUCAUCGGCUCCGGCACCAACCUGGACUCGGCGCGCUUCCGCUACCUGCUCUCCGAGAAACUUGGCGUCGCCACCACCUCCUGCCACGGGUACAUCAUCGGCGAACACGGGGAUUCCAGCGUUCCGGUAUGGUCCGGCGUGAACAUCGCCGGCGUCCGGCUCAGCGACCUGAACCCGAAGAUCGGUACCGACGCCGACCCCGAGCACUGGAAGGACACGCACGGCGCGGUGGUGAAGAGCGCCUACGAGGUCAUCAAGCUGAAGGGCUACACGUCGUGGGCCAUCGGCCUGUCGCUCUCGCAGCUGGCUCGCGCUAUCCUCAACAAUGCCAUGAGCAUCCACGCCGUAUCUACUUACAUCAAGGGCGAGCACGGUGUGGAGGAGGAGGUGUUCCUGUCGCUGCCGUGCGUGCUGGGCAGCGGCGGCGUGUGCGACGUGGUCCGCCAGCCGCUCACCGACGAGGAGGCGGCCGAGCUGCGCAACUCCGCCGCGCUCAUGGCCAAGGUCCAGGCCGGCAUCAACUUCUAGACUUACUGCCAACUAUCUUCAGUGCGGACUAACGCACUUUAUAAACUAGACUUGAACAAUGUCCUACCUACUACUUUUUUACGUAUCCAUACUUGUCUUACUAAUGCAUUAUAAGUGUAUGUAUUCUAUGCCUAGUUCGAAUUAAUUGCACUGCUGGCUGAGACGGUUAGGUUCUAGAUAGAUUAGAAGGCGCUAAGACACCUAAUUAUGUACUAAACGUAUUGCCAAACUGCUGCAAGCGAAAUAAAUGUCUAGUUAGGUAGAAUAUAGUAAAAAUUUACAUUCGACAGCAUUACAUUAGGUAUUCUACAGAUAUAUUUUUGGACUACUCUUAUAAGUGGACAGGGAAUCUAAAAAUGGAAACCAAAGAUAUUCUCAAACGUAUGGGGUUUUGUAAUACAUACCUAUUGGAGGUAUUUUGUUUAUUUUGGUACAGUCAGAACUUAACACCAGGCACAGGUAUUAGUUGAGGCAUGGAGGACGCAUCCUUUAGCGCCUAUUGGGAGACAAAGUCCCAUCUGGGAAAUGGGGACAACUGGGAAGGUAACAUUCCCAGCCAGUUGUUAUCACGGGGAUAACUAACUGUAGUAAUGUGUAACUGAGAGCUAAAGGGCGAUGAAAAUGAUAACACAAAAUUUCUAUACAUAUACCUAUUUUACCAUGCGUAGGUAUUUAUUUAAUUUUUUUUUUAAUUUUAAAAAAUUUAAAAAUUUUACCAUGCGUAGGUAUUUAUUUAAUCGAAAGUGAUCUUAUUGUGCUUUAUUUUUAAUAAGCAUAUUUUAAAUUAAUUAUUUUUAUUUAGUGGUACAGGUACAUUUUAAUUUGAUCAGUAUUAUAAAGUGGUGGCAUAAUAAAUUAUCUUAGCAGGUUAUGUUAUUCAACCUGUAGAUUACUAAGAUUGCUACUACCGGAAAAUCGAGCUUCUAUUGUCGCGUCAUUGUUUGUCAAAAUUGUAAGUAGGAACAUAUUUUACUUUUUGAUCGCCACAGUCAGCCAAUGGUAGACAAAGGUUACAGUAAGUAUAUGUACUUACAAUGAACCGUAAUACACUUAUAAUAAUGUUUACUAGUGUCUUAAAGAAAAUGUCGUGGCGAUCAAACGAUUAAAUUUUUUUUUUUCAUAUACUUACAUGCUUUUCAUGGGGUUUUCAUGGGCAGGGUUUGUUAAGUAUCAACCGAUUUAUAAACUAGUAAUGGCUCUCUAAAUUCCUAAAUGUAUAUUAAAUAUGUUGUAAGAUCAGAUGUAUGAACAAAGUGAAGAUAUUUUUUUGUAUAUUACCUAUAUUAUAAUAAGAUUAAUAAAUAGUCAAUUGUUACCGAUAAAACCUAUAAUAACCAGAUCGUUAACACACAAUCCGUAAGUACCUAUACAGAAAUCGCUAUGAAAUUGUUACAAUACCUAAUCCUUUGGAUUAUAAAAAUAUACCUACGCAAGUAGGUACUUACUUAUAUAUUUUUUACAGGCUUUUAUUUCACAAUUUAAAUACGUGAAUUAGAUCGUCUGUUUUUUUAUCAUAGAUACUAACCAUGUAUUUACAGUAAAUAUUUUUUGCCACAAGUUGAUGUCCAGUUUAAUUAAAACUAGCUACUAAUGCUAUGCUAAUAACUGAUACUAUAAUCAUGAUCUAUUAUUUUAUCAGUAUUUUUGUACAUUUUUCAAAGAGUUACUAGAAAGUUUGGUAAAACCUAGUCAAGAUGACAAGUGUGAAAAAAGUGUAUUGAUUGCAGUAUUUAUGGAUGGUGUUUAGCAAAAAUGAGUCAUCCCACAUCCAUUUUGCAAUAAAAUGUCAAAUUUAAGCGUCAAUAUUUUGAGUUGACAUCUUAUUGAAAAAUUUAUGUGGGUUGACACAUUAUUGCGUAUCAGCAUCCUUAUAUCAUUAAGUUUGUAUUAUAAUUUUAAGUUCCGAAUCUGUCCAAGGCAUUUAAUAAAUGUAAAUCUUAAAUAA
Cydia fagiglandana is the source of this 3222-nucleotide messenger RNA. RefSeq names its product L-lactate dehydrogenase (gene Ldh). Gene Ontology annotation, molecular function: L-lactate dehydrogenase (NAD+) activity. NCBI's taxonomy places the organism in Eukaryota, Metazoa, Arthropoda, Insecta, Lepidoptera, Tortricidae. Gene Ontology annotation, biological process: pyruvate metabolic process; lactate metabolic process. The record is from RefSeq and is a predicted model, not a curated record. The transcript is spliced from 7 exons. The coding region runs from base 282 to 1277 and encodes 331 amino acids. Gene Ontology annotation, cellular component: cytoplasm.